AUGUUUCGUGCUUUACUAAUAAUUCUGCUGAUCAUCUCCUGCGAUUUGGUGCUGGCAGCUGGCUAUAAUAAGACCUCGCUUCAAGUUGAGCCAGAGCUAUGGCUGCUGGAGAAAUGGCUCUCACCGGGCGUGGCCGAGACUUUGAGCCGGAUGACAUCCUAUGCGAUUUGGGCUCCACUGACCAGUGCCCGAGAGGGAAAAAAUGCUGCCCAGCCGGUGCCGAGGGAUUCUGCUUUCCGGAAGAUGAAUGCUGAAUUUUGCGAUUACAAC
This is a messenger RNA of Mesorhabditis spiculigera, 270 nucleotides long. NCBI's taxonomy places the organism in Eukaryota, Metazoa, Nematoda, Chromadorea, Rhabditida, Rhabditidae. The record is from the annotation of a GenBank genome assembly.